CGCACACACUUUAUUCAUUCGCAAUGGCCCGCACCAAGCAAACUGCCCGCAAGUCCACCGGUGGCAAGGCCCCCCGUAAGCAACUCGCUGCCAAGUCCUCUGCACGAAAGACCGCUGCUGCCGCAGCUGGUGGUGUCAAGAAGCCUCAUCGUUUCAGGCCCGGAACUGUCGCCCUCCGUGAAAUCAGGCGUUACCAAAAGUCCACUGAGCUCCUCAUCCGCAAACUCCCCUUCCAACGACUCGUCCGUGAAAUAGCCCAGGACUUCAAGACUGACCUCCGUUUCCAAUCCUCUGCCGUCAUGGCCCUUCAGGAAGCCGCCGAGGCAUACCUCGUCUCCCUCUUUGAGGACACCAACUUGGCUGCCAUCCACGCUAAGCGUGUGACCAUCCAACCCAAGGAUCUCGCUCUCGCCAGGCGGUUACGCGGCGAGCGAUCAUAGAUUCUUUUUGCAUGGACUCGCUUUUCGUUUCUCUCUCAAAUUGCUUUCCUUUGUACCAUCAGCUUUCGGGAUCUCGUUUUAUCAUUAGUUUUUUGUUACUGUAUUUCUAUAGUCUAUGUUACACCUACACAUUACAUAGCGGAAUUGUGUAUGCAUUCCUAGCCUAUGCUACAUGAAUCUAUGCGGCUUAACACCAAA
Molecule: messenger RNA, 638 nt
Organism: Coprinopsis cinerea okayama7#130
Lineage: Eukaryota; Fungi; Basidiomycota; Agaricomycetes; Agaricales; Psathyrellaceae
Product: histone H3
Exons: 3
Coding region: 24-440 (138 amino acids)
Cellular component (GO): nucleosome
Molecular function (GO): structural constituent of chromatin; protein heterodimerization activity; DNA binding
Source: RefSeq, a predicted model, not a curated record